This is a messenger RNA of Dendronephthya gigantea, 1917 nucleotides long. Its product is annotated as glycosylated lysosomal membrane protein-like. The transcript is spliced from 4 exons. The record is from RefSeq and is a predicted model, not a curated record. Bases 119 to 1279 code for a protein of 386 amino acids. Gene Ontology annotation, cellular component: lysosome. NCBI's taxonomy places the organism in Eukaryota, Metazoa, Cnidaria, Anthozoa, Malacalcyonacea, Nephtheidae.
UCAUGUGAUUUUAAAUGGCGGCCACUUUCUGCUGAUUUUGGCAAGGGAUUUGUGAGAUAUUCGAAGAUCACGGCGAAAGAAAUGAAGUAGAACAUCGCAAAGUUUCCACAGAAUCACAAUGGCUUCACGAUUCAGCUUUUGGAUGCUAUUUGGUGUCUGCUCUUUUAUCACACUGCAAGUAUUUGUUGAUGGAAAUAGAAAGCUAUCCACAAGCAAACUUUGCCCAUCACCAAAGAGCUCUUUCAACUUCCCUCUAAUUUGGGUUAAAGCGAUGGACAGUAGCUCAACAAUUCACUAUUUGUGGACGACAUAUCCGGUCCCUACGAUUGUUGUAGGUUAUACAACAAGAAAAGAUGUGAAGGUUACAGUAGAUUGUGCAGCAUUAACAAACGAGACUUCUCGUAACAACAGCAUAAGGUUUUCUCAUUCUAUGAAUUACACGUUCGCUUUUGCAAUGCCGAGGAUUUAUGAAUAUGACGAUGAUGAUGAUAAUGUUGACUUGACUGACAAUUCGUAUAUGGUUGUGCGGGAAUUCAUGGAUAGUACAAAAUGGGAUGUGCAUUUAGAUGCUUCGGCACAUCAAGUUACCUUCACAGCAAAUGAUUCCAUCAUUUUAAAGUUUGUGGCCUCACAUUCAGUUGAUCGUGAAUCAAAGCUCCCCCAUGAAAAGCACACAUCUGACAGCAACCGAUUCUCGCUGACGUUAAAUGAUGUGAAUGUCACUACGAAUAGUACCAGAUUUGCUGUAGAAGUAAACUACAUGGUUGAACUAGGCUAUGCUCCUGACAUUACAACAAAGAAGAGCAUUGAUGACGAGUACACUCCUGCCAUAUUUAAAACCGUUUAUGCCAAAGUGAAAGGUAAAUAUGGCAAAGCAUACUCACAGUGGAAACCCAUUGCGUACACCAAGCCUGAACUUGGAAGAAUGUGUCAAACGAGAGCUGAGAUUGGAAGUGUUCGGAAAGUUGUAAAUAGGUCUUGGAAUAUUGGCGAAGUUGCAAUGUUAUCAUUAAAUUCAUUGUAUCAAGUUUAUGGUUUGAAUGUUUCUUUUGGUAUAACUAAAGAUGGAUUUUAUCAGAAGACGAAGUAUUUAACAUGGAGUGGUAUUGUUGGUUAUGGUGAUCCAGCCACCACAUCCAUCUCAUUUCUCGUUAAACUCAUCAUCUCCAUAGGUCUCGGCCUACCCCUGGCUAUCAUCGUUUUCGGUGGUAUGUACGUUCAGAUUCGAAAACGAUGCAUGAAGGCGAAAGUCAACACAUCUUAUGCCACGAUAAAUUAAGGGCGAAUGUGUGCUCAGAUUGACAGAAAUAAUUUUACACAAUGAAUUUAAAACGAAAUGAUCGCUCGUAUAUUUUAGACUAGAUAGGAAACGAUUAUAUAAGAUUUAAAUAUAAUCUUCAAGGAAUUAGCAUAUGAAUUUCGUGCUCAAAAGAUUAGUGACUGGUUAGUGUGAUUAUCCCAGUGGAUUAUCCAAUUCGAUUUAAUCUCCCUUUGAGGUAUAUGAUUUACUGAUUUUGUUCAUAAAAGCCAGGCUAUUGGCUCCCUCCCAGCUAAACGCGUGAUCGUCAUUGUAAGGUGUGAAAUCGCAUACAUGGAGGGGAGAAUUUUUGCCCAGGAUGCGUAAUUUGUUCCUUAAGCCAAGCGCAUUUAGCCUGGCGAAUUUAGCGCAUGCGCAACAAAUCUGUAUUGCUCAAAAAACCAUGAUAAUUAUGUCGCGUGUGCGCCGGCCACUGAGCUAUAUUUAUAUUCCUUGAAGACCUGCUCUCGGAUGGCGGCGAAGUUACUGAGAAAUGACGAGCACGUCCUCCAGUUAUUUUAAUAGCUCAGUGGCGCGAAUUCCUCACAUGACACUAUAUUUUUGUAUGAUGAACUGUGAAUGAACUUUUUAUACAUAAAAAUUGUCCACCAGUGACACAA